UUUGCAGAAAUACAAACACAAUAAGAUCGUUUGAAAGUGACAAAUCAGGCUAUACAUAUAGCUUCGUUAUCUACUGCACCAUAUUUUUUUUUUCUUCAUUUGCUAUUAAUAUAUUCUCUGUAUAGAUUAAUCCAAUGAUACUCGAAGGACAUAUUUACGAAGCACUUGUUACGGAUAAUCCACUCGUUCUAAAAGAAAAUAAUAUUGAUUCUAAAAUACUUCAAAUUCCAACAAAAGAUGGACAUUUUGCUUUGCAUGUGGCUGCUUUAAACAAUAGUGUUCAAUGUCUUCACUAUCUUGUUAGUUUACAAGACGUGGACAUUAAUAUGUAUAAUCAGCAUGGACGAACACCCUUGCACCUUUCAGCGUUUCGUGGUCACCUUCGUAUUGUACAUUAUUUACUUUCUUUACCUGCUAUACAAGUGAACCAAUUAACAAAGGGUAACGGUUGUUCUGCUAUUUAUCUUGCUAGCUGUGCAAAACACCCAACUAUCAUCCAAGCCCUUUUGAAAGCAGGAGCUGAUCCCAAUUUAGUUACCAUGUCGAAUAGUACACCGUUAAUUGCAGCUUCAUUCUCCGCUCAUUUUGUAUCUGUUCAAAUGCUUGUUGAUGCCGGAGCUACUCCUAAUUUUCAAAAUAAUAAGGGAUAUUCAGCGUUACAUAUAGCAGCAUGUCAAGGUUCCGAAGAAAUAUUCAAUUAUUUAUUAUCUCGUAAUGGUGAUUCAUCCUUACAAGAUAUACAAGGAAAUACACCUCUUCAACUUUUGGAAACUUAUAAAAACUCAGAUUCUUCAAUUAUGGAAACAAACACUAGCAACUCACAUUUUUAUACAACACAAAGUGAAAAAACUGAACCGACAAAUGAUAACUUUAGUAGUCAAAAUGAAAGCAUCUUUCCUCAAAAGAAUACUUCUUCAACUGAUUUAAAACAUAAAGUGCCGAGAAAUAGUCGAAGAAAAUUGCAAAAAACGUUAUUCAAAGAACGCACUCGUGAUAGUAGUACACAAAGCGGAAGUCACAGUGUUGGUGGUUUAUCAGAAAAAAGUCAUGAAACCACUGUUACCGAAAUUUUAGCUUAAAUGAGUUAACGCAUUUUAUGUUUCUUGUCAAUCGAAAAAAAAAGGAAA
Molecule: messenger RNA, 1127 nt
Organism: Hylaeus volcanicus
Lineage: Eukaryota; Metazoa; Arthropoda; Insecta; Hymenoptera; Colletidae
Product: ankyrin repeat domain-containing protein 50-like
Exons: 5
Coding region: 135-1079 (314 amino acids)
Molecular function (GO): protein binding
Source: RefSeq, a predicted model, not a curated record